Syngnathus typhle (broad-nosed pipefish) is the source of this 2757-nucleotide messenger RNA. RefSeq names its product RING finger protein 223-like. Bases 371 to 1189 code for a protein of 272 amino acids. Gene Ontology annotation, molecular function: ubiquitin protein ligase activity. The record is from RefSeq and is a predicted model, not a curated record. The transcript has 4 exons. Gene Ontology annotation, biological process: protein ubiquitination. Lineage: Eukaryota; Metazoa; Chordata; Actinopteri; Syngnathiformes; Syngnathidae.
CUGAUACAAGAGCAUUGCGGUCGUAUGGAGCGUGUUUGAAGUGAACAGCAGAGACGAAAGGAACAAGGCAAAGUGUUGUGAAAUAAAAUAUUACCUGUAAUACGCAUUUUGUUAUUUGCUGAUUGAAACUGCUAAUUAAACUGUGAAUUGAAACUAAUAGGAAGAAAACAUAUCUUGCUCUUAAUAUAGCUGACGUGUCUUGCGCAUACGUUCUGCGCAUCUGUAAUGGCGGCCUCCGUAUGACGUCCGGUCCGCGAUGGAGAUUAAAAACAAACAAUAUUUGACAAUAACACACCAUCAAGGAUUGCACCAUCGCAUCAAACGAUGUGUCGUCAAUUAUGGAUUUUUUUGACUAAGUGUGUUGGGCAGGAUGGCUGAAUGCGAUGCGCGAUUGACAACAAACAAGAAGAAAGGGGUCAAAGGUGAAGCAGCACCAUUCUGUGUCAAAGUGACCAGCAUGAAUCCUUGCGUGAACUCAACUGAUCCGGAAUUAACACCAAACCCGCCGCCGUACCCGACCCCGGCGGUCCCGGCAGUCGACGCCCGUUCGCCCACCUCUCCUCAGCUCCGCUCUGUUUCCGACCUCGGCCCGCCGACCUCGCCGGCUUUGCUUCCCCCGCCGUCAUGCCAGGUGUGCGUGGCUGUCCCGUCGCCCGGCCUGCGCCCUUCCCCGCCGCCUUCGUCGGCUCCCCCCGAGGACCAAGCCCCGGAUUUGGAGUGUUGGGUGUGCUACAGCAACUUCAACAACGUCUUCCGCUGCCCCAAGAUGCUGCAGUGCAAGCACACCUUCUGCCUGGAGUGCUUGGCCCGCAUCAACGUCAACUCGGCGCAGCCCGCCGCCAUCCGCUGCCCGCUUUGCCGGCACGUGACGCCGCUGCCCGCCCUCGGCCCGCCCCAGCUGGCCACCGACGCCGACGUGCUAGCGUCCCUGCCGCCCGCCAUGCAGCGCGUCUACAGCGUUCGCUUCCAGCGCAGCAAGGGCAAGCUGCAGAUCAAGAGGUUAUCGGAAGGUCAGGGGCGUUCCACCAUAAGGUCGUUGGAUGUGCGUACCUUCCAAAACGGCAGAUCAGGCGGCGUGGGCGAGGCCUUGUUCAGACUGACGGAUUCGGAUUUCCUCCUAUUUGUGGUGCUCAUCAUGACCUUCGGGGUCAUAGGCCUCGUCGUCUCCCUGCUCACAUCGCUGUAUUAACGACAACGGAGGUGCUUGGCAACUUGUCUCCAUGACACCCGGGGUGCCGUCCGAGAUGCUCAACUGUCUCUGUUAGAGAUGCACCGAUCCGACUUUUUCAGUUCCGAUACCGAUACCGAUGCCGUGACUUUGCGUAUCGGUCGAUACCCGAUACCGAUCCGAUAUUAUGGUUGACUUAACAAGCUACAUAACUCUACAUGUGGAACAGAAAAGACCAAAGGCAAUGGCAUCAGGCAGACUACACAGUUCUUUGCUCUAAAUUAGGGGUGUCCAAACUAACGGUCCAGUUUUUAUUGGCCCGCAUCAAAUUCUGAAAACAUAAUUGAAUAUGGCCCGCACAAGAAGCUUGAGCUCAGCUUCUCAGUUUCCACACUAGAUGGUGUAAUGUAUUUGGACUGUGUGGUUACCCGUACUGGGGGGUGGAGCUAGAGGUAUGGCGGGCGGAUGGCAUGUUGUAGCUAGGAGAGACUGCGGCUAAAAAGAAACCAACAUCAAUACAUGAUUGACUCACUGCUUCCCUAAAACCUGGUCGUCUUGUCAAGUUAUUUCUCAUGGUAUAGAGAAACAUUACAGAUGGAGCCCGCCACACAAAGCGUUUGACGUCCCAUUAACACCCCCCCGGAAGAGAAGCGAACACGCAGCGUUUGACAUCCGAUUAGCCGACCGCGCCCCCCCCCCCCCAUUCGGGAGAGAAGCGAACGCGCAGCCUUUGACGUCCCAUUAGCAACCCGAAGAGAAGCGAACGCGCAGGGUUUGACGUCCGCUUAGCAACCCGGGGAAGAGAAGCGAACGUUCGCUCCAUGUUUGCGUUUGUUUAGAAAACUCUCGUGGCAUGCGGCACACGUGCACACGACGUAUGACGUAGCCCGCGUCCCAAUAGAUUAAGGAAAGUAUCGGCUCACAGAUCGGCUGCAUUUUCCGAUACCCGAUCCAUCUAUUUUGUUGAUAUCGGGACCGAUAUCCGAUCCAGAUAUCGGAUCGGUGCAUCUCUAGUCUCUGUGGCAACCUGCAGGACGCUAAGCACACACUUGCUUUUUCCAUGGUGACCAAGAUGCUGCAGUCUCCAUGGUAACUAGGAUGCUGAGUGACUUCUUUCCAAGGUGACCAAGGAUGCUGUCACUACAAUCUCUGCUGAGACCUUCAUGGUGAUACAGCUGCUCAGUAACUGCCUCCAUGAUGACAAAGAUGUCUCCAUGUUGGUAGGAUACUGUGCAUUUUGUUUCCAUGGCAACCGUGAUGCUCGUACACAAUUUCCAUGAUUCUCUAGAUGCUGAGUCACUAACCAAAGUGUCCAGUAUGCUUCAUUGGGGUCUCUAUGGCAACCAGGAUGCUGCUCAAGAGGCCCCUGGAAAGGCUAGUGGUGAUGACGUCAUUAUCGGCAUACCGCAAGAUGACGGGGAGCCCGCGUGGAUGUUUAGAUUGCCCAUUGCCAAUGUGUCUGAAAAGAUUGCUUUUCUGUGUAAUGUCAUGUUUUAGACUUUUACGGUUCAAAAUAAUCUUAAAUAUUUAACAUUUUUAAUAAUGUGUCUCUUUGUUUAAAUGCGAAUAAAUGUCUUUUUUGAAUCAUU